This is a messenger RNA of Mollisia scopiformis, 898 nucleotides long. Its product is annotated as alpha/beta-hydrolase. The record is from RefSeq and is a predicted model, not a curated record. NCBI's taxonomy places the organism in Eukaryota, Fungi, Ascomycota, Leotiomycetes, Helotiales, Mollisiaceae. The transcript is spliced from 2 exons. Bases 1 to 753 code for a protein of 250 amino acids.
AUGACUCUCGCAAAGCUUCCCUUGAUUGUUCUUGUUCAUGGAGCGUGGCAUCGACCGAAUAGCUUCAAGAAGCUCCAGGUUGAGCUCGAAAGGCAGGGCUAUGAGGUCCUCUGUCCAGCGCUGGUCACAAUGAGCAAGACGAAAGAGAAUGCAGGUGCGACACAUCUGGAUGACGUUGCUCUAAUCCACGAGUUGCUCAGGCCCCACCUCGAUCAAGGCAGAGAAGUGGUAAUUGUCGGACACAGCUAUGGAGGCGUACCAUCUGUGGUGAGCUGUGAAGGCAACACUGUCGACGAGAGAGCAGCUCAGGGCAAGAAGGGAGGAAUUCGCGCUAUCGUCUUCAUUGCGGCCAUUGUCCUUCCUGCUCGAGGAUUAAAAAUCCUUACAGCCGAAGGGGCAGAUUGGGGUGAUUGGCUUGUCUUGAAUGAUGGGGCUCGAGAAGCAUUGUAUAAUGGCGUGCCCGAAGCCGAAGUUGAUGAGAUUAUGUCGACACUCGUACCAAUUUCUUCUGCGACUACCGGAGUCACGGUAGACUUCUGUGCCAAUGAUUUGAAGAUCCCAAAGACAUACAUUUUCUGUGAGCUUGAUCAAGCUCUUCCUCCCGCUGCACAAGAAACACUCAUUGCUGGGACUCCGAACAUGACCGUGGUCAGGGUCCAGACGUGUCAUUUUCCAUGGCUCAUAGUACCAGACGAGAUAGCUGAGGUCAUAGUUCGUGCUUCGAAGGAGAGCGUGACAUAUGAGAUGGCAUGAGACGAGUCGAGGUUUUGGAGAUGAUGCAUUGGAUAGAGAGCCAGGGACAAUUGGGCUUGACCAGUCUACUGAACAAUCAAGAAGAUACAAGACAGAGCGAUGUCAAUCCUCCAAAGACUUCUUUGAGUAGUAAAGUAAUAGAAAU